Molecule: messenger RNA, 1377 nt
Organism: Penicillium mononematosum
Lineage: Eukaryota; Fungi; Ascomycota; Eurotiomycetes; Eurotiales; Aspergillaceae
Product: MATE family efflux transporter
Exons: 3
Coding region: 1-1377 (458 amino acids)
Biological process (GO): xenobiotic detoxification by transmembrane export across the plasma membrane
Cellular component (GO): membrane
Molecular function (GO): antiporter activity; xenobiotic transmembrane transporter activity
Source: RefSeq, a predicted model, not a curated record
AUGAUCAACGACGACCAUCGGGCCACAGAAUCAUCCCCUUUGCUGCGCGACAUCGACACCGAAGCAGCAAUCAAUUCCAAGAAGUCAGGAUGGCGACAAGAAUUAGCAAUUAUCUCGCAAUACUCGGGCCCUCUCAUGAUAUCACUCCUGCUUCAACAUGCAUUAACCGGUUCUAGCAUCUUCAUGGUGGGCCAUCUGGGGAAACGAGAAAUCGGGGCCGUGAGCUUGGCCAACAUGACUGCCCAGAUCACUGGAUAUUUUGUCUUCCAAGGCCUAGCAACAUGUCUGGAUACUUUAUGUCCUCAAGCGUAUGGCUCAGGGAAUUUGACCUUGGUCGGGCUUCACGUUCAACGACUGACGCUUUUCAUGCUUGUCCUCACAAUCCCAAUUGGAGCUAUAUGGUGGAAUGCGGAUCAAAUCUUUCUCCUUAUUCUACCAUCUGAAGCCCAGGAGACGGCUCUUCUCGCAGGGCUAUAUCUGAAAAUUGCCAUCGCGGGCGCUCCCGGCUAUGCUUGCUUUGAGUCCGGAAAACGAUUUUUCCAGGCACAGGGACUAUUCAGUGCUAGCCUGGUAGUUCUGUUGAUAUGUUCUACAUUGAACAUUUUCAUGGGAUGGUUAUUUGUUUGGAGACUGCAAUGGGGCUUCAUCGGUGCGCCUAUCGCUGUCGCGGUCGCAAACAGUCUUCUGCCCAUCUUUCUGGCAUGCUACGUCAUCUUCAUCAAGGGCUCCGAAUGCUGGCACCCCAUUUCUGCCGAGAUGUGGCGCGGCUGGGGGCCAAUGUUGCAGCUUGCCAUCCCAAGUUGGCUAAUGAUCGAAGCGGAAGUCCUCGCAUGGGAAUUCAUGACCCUGAUGUCCUCCCACUUCGCAUUCCAAAUUUCAUUUUCCGUCGCUGUUGCUGGUGGCACGCACAUGGCCUAUCUGAUCGGAUCGGGCUUCCUCCAGCGUGCGGCAACAGCAGCCAAGGUUAUGGUUUUUGCUAGCUUUGGUGCUGGUGUAACAAAUAUGCUUGUGAUUAUUGCUCUCCGGGGAGUCAUUCCGGGAUUAUUUAGUGACAUCGGCGAGGUCUGGCACUACAUCUUCUUCUUGCUUCCAUUGGGUGCCGUCCUUCAAAUUCCCGACGCCAUGGCCACUUCCCUCAAUAGCUUGCUGCGGGCUGUGGGACGACCGGACCUGGGUAGCUAUGUUCAGCUCUCGAUCUACUACCUCGUGGGAUUGCCCCUGGGCAUUGCUUUUGCAUUUGGCUUGGGAUGGAGCGUUUUAGGGCUAUGGUGUGGAAUCCUUAUCGGUCAGUCGAUCAUUGUUUUGAUUGAGGGCUUUUAUUUCUGGAAAAUGGUGGACUGGGCGAAGGCAUCCCGAGAAGCGGUAGAGCGGAUGUGA